Messenger RNA from Fonticula alba, 2118 nucleotides. RefSeq lists its product as hypothetical. Gene Ontology annotation, molecular function: ATP binding; GMP synthase (glutamine-hydrolyzing) activity; GMP synthase activity. Gene Ontology annotation, biological process: GMP biosynthetic process. The record is from RefSeq and is a predicted model, not a curated record. Bases 85 to 2001 code for a protein of 638 amino acids. NCBI's taxonomy places the organism in Eukaryota, Rotosphaerida, Fonticulaceae. Gene Ontology annotation, cellular component: cytosol. The transcript is spliced from 4 exons.
CCCCCCCCCCCCCCCCCAAUCCCCUGCCCUCCUCUUCCCCUCCACGGAGCCUACAUCCCCCCCUCCCCCUCCCCAACGUACAGCAUGCCGCAGGAAUCGAGCGCCGCCCCCUGCCAGCCCCUCCCCUCGGUGGGCGGUCUGGCGGUGGUUGACCUGGGCACCGGCGUCGGCUCGGACGCCCUCCCCCCGGUGAUGCGCUUUGUGCGGUCGGUGCGCAAUGCCGGGCUGUAUGCCGGGCUGUGGCGCCGGAGCGCGUCGACCGGCAUCCUGGAGGCCGACAUCUUCGACCAGGCCGACCCCCGGGUGCAGGGCCUGCUGGACAUCCGCCCGGCGGGGGUCAUCAUCUACGGCGGCCCCGGGACCGAGACCCUCAGCACCCUGGCCGCGGACCUUCCCUGCAUCACGGGCCUCGGCCUGCCGGUGAUGCUGCUUGGCACCGGCGCGUGCCAGCUCGCCGGCCAGCUUGAGGAGGCCCUGGCCGGGCGCGCGGCGGCCCCCUGCAAGCCCGAGGCCCUGGCCCGUGGCCUGGACCUGGUGGGGAACCUGCGCCAGGCGGCUGGCCUGCCGGCCGGCUGGCAGCCGGUCGGCUCCCAGUCGCAUGUUGCGCUGUCAUCCCGCGCGGCGGUGCUCGCCUGCGCCGAGCUUCCGCCGAUGGACGCCCUGUGGCCGGUGGCCGCGCUGGACGGGCCGUGGACCGUGCCGGAGCCGGAUGUGGCUGACCGGUCGGCCCCGCGGCCGUACGGCUUCGAUGUGGACAACUUCGCCGGGCUCUUUGACCGGGAGUCCGCCAGCCGGGCCGAGGUGCUGGCCAUCAAUUUCGGGGAGUUGCUUUGCGGGCUGGACCGCCGGGCGGCCGAUGCCUGGACCCCGGGGCGCUUCUUCGAUCUCAUGUCCGCCAGCAUCGCCGGGGCCAUCCACCCGGAGAAGCAUGUCAUCGGCGCGGUUUCCGGCGGUGUGGACAGCUCGGUGGCUGCGGCGCUGGUUGCGCGGUCCCUCGGGUCGCGCUUCCACGCCAUUCUUGUGGACCACGGCUGCCUGCGGCAGAACGAGGUGGCCGAGGCGUCGUGCCUGCUGAAGUCGGUGCUUGGUGAUGCGGAGCUCCGUGUGGUCGAUGCGUCCGACACUUUCCUGUCGGCCCUGGACAAUGUCAUCGCGCCCGAGAAGAAGCGCAUGAUCAUCGGCCACACCUUCAUCGACACCUUCGAGCAGCAGUCCAAGCUCAUCCCCGAGGCGGCAUACCUCCUGCAGGGGACCCUCUACACGGAUGUCAUCGAGUCGGCCCCAUCGGCCAGCAGCGUCUCGGCAGCCGCGCCCCUCCCCCCCGGCCAGGCGACCACCGAGACGGAGCAGCCGGCCGAGCAGGAGUACGACUCGGCGGCCUCGUCCUCCGACGAGGAGGAGGGCCUCAGCGCCGGCGGCGCGCCGUCGGUCAAGUCCCACCACAAUGUGGGCGGCCUGCCGGAGCGGCUGGCCCUGCAGCUGCUGGAGCCGCUGCGGCUGCUGUUCAAGCAUGAGGUCCGCGGCCUGGGGGCCCUGUGCCUGGGCCUGCCGGCGGCGUCGGUCUGGCGCCGGCCCUUCCCCGGCCCGGGGCUGGCCAUCCGGGUGGUGAAUGCGCCGCUGACGCGCCGGCGCCUGGCGCGCCUGCGCCGCGCGGAUGCCAUCCUGCAGGCGGCCCUGGCGGACCCCCGGCGCCCGGCCAGCCUGCGCCGGCAGAUCGGCCAGGCCUUCGCCGUGCUGCUGCCCUCGGUCCGGGCCGUCGGCGUGACCAUGGCCCGGGGCGGCGCCGCCAGCGACCACCACCAGAGCCGGCGCCGGCGCUACGCCGGGGUGGUUGUCCUGCGCGCCGUGUCGACCGGGGAUUACAUCGACGCCGUGUCGGUGGACCUGCCGCAUGACCUGGUGGAUGAGGUGUCCCGGCGCAUCCUGGCCGAGGUCCCGGGCGUCGGGAGGGUUGUGGUCGAUGUGAGCCCCAAGCCCCCGGCCACCAUCGAGUGGGAGUGAUUGUUGAUGUGCACGCCCCCGCGGGCGGGGGGGCUUCCUCCCACUUUCCGCCCAUUCGCGCCCCCCCCCCCAUUUCCCUGAUACACACGCAGCCGGGCCGGCCGGCCUGCCGAAAGA